AUGUCUUUGGCGCUCGCGAGGAAGUUCAACACGUCUAGACUUGGUCUGUUGACUCGGCAGACCUUGAGACCUGCCUUGCUGCCGCAGACUAGACUACUGGCUUCCCAGUCUGUUCACAGGCCUGCAACUAUCAGGUUGACAACACCAGGAUUUCAUAGAUAUCCAUCUUCAAGGAGACAUCACGCGACGCAGCCCAAGAUGGCCAGUGUCUCAACAGAAUUGAAGCAAACUCUCACCCCUUCUCUUCUGGAGGACAUCCGAACAUUCUGGUUCGAUCACCUAAGCGAUGAAAAGUCCCUGAUCCUCCCCGGCCAGAGCGAAAUGAAGCGCUGGUUCGCUACAGAUGCAGAGUUUGACAAAGCCUGCGUCGCCCAAUUUCAACCAGCUCUAGAAGCAAUACUCAGCUCAGGCGCAACAGCCACAGAAAUACUAUCUGCAGUGGACACGAAAAAUCCCCUAACCUGGCUUAGCCUUGUACUCCUCCUAGACCAAGUGCCCAGAAACUGCUACCGAGGCCCGGAAUCUAAGAAAGUAUUCACGAGCUUCGAUCCCCUGGCCUGCGAGAUAGCAUUGAAAGCCAUCUCGCUUGGGAUUCCAGCCCAAAAUCCAAUCCGGUAUAUGCUCUCCUACCGAUUCUGGUUCCAUUUACCGCUUAUGCACUCCGAGGAUGUGGGCGUGCACCACCAGGCUGUGAAAAUGCAUGAAGAGACGGCUAGAGAUAUGGAAGCGUUUUUGAAGGUAGAGAGGGAUUCUUUGGAUGAAGAUGAAAGGGAAUGUUUUGAUACUUUGUUUCAGAAGAAGGAUUUUUUGAAGGGGUGGUUGGAUAAUACGUUGGAUUUUGAGAAGAGGCAUUUGGUUAUUGUUGAGCAGUUUGGAAGGUAUCCGCAUCGGAAUAAGGCUCUCGGAAGGGCCUCUACGGAGGAGGAGGUUAAGUAUUUGGAAAACGGGGGUGAGACUUUUGGCUAA
Penicillium pulvis is the source of this 966-nucleotide messenger RNA. RefSeq names its product DUF924 family protein. The transcript has 3 exons. The record is from RefSeq and is a predicted model, not a curated record. Lineage: Eukaryota; Fungi; Ascomycota; Eurotiomycetes; Eurotiales; Aspergillaceae. Gene Ontology annotation, molecular function: protein binding. Bases 1 to 966 code for a protein of 321 amino acids.